CAAUUUACAAGGGGAGCUCGUAGAGAUCAGCUCUGUAGUGAGAGGUUUUUUUUUGGCAUUCUCAGAGCUACAGAGGCAGGGAAGAGGCUGACAGGAGCAGCCACUGGACUCGCGUGGAAGCCUGAGUGACUGGUCGAACAUUUCUGUGGCCACAUGAGAGAAUGCUGUCAGGACUGGCUCUUCUGCUGCUCGUCUGCCUCCACAUGCGUGUGCAGGGGAAGCCACGGUCACAGGUAGGACCCACUUCACCUCUGUUGGGUCCUGGAGGAACCUGGGAGAGAGUGGGGACUCCCAUUGAUGUUAACACUCUGGCUGUAAGGGGUGCAUUGCGCGAUGCAAUGCUCAGUAGUCUAGGCUGCGAUGAGUAUCUCGGAUCGGGAAGGGUGAUGGACAAGUGCGGUGUGUGUGGAGGCAACAACACAACCUGCAGGCUGGUUUCUGGAGUGUUCAAACACAGUUUGUCCAAGAUCGGCUACCACAAGAUAGUGGAGAUUCCAGAGGGAGCCACCAAGAUCAACGUCACAGAAAUGGUGAAGAGCAGAAACUACCUAGCUCUCCGAAGCCGAUCAGGGCGAUCCAUCAUUAAUGGAAACUGGGCUAUUGACCGACCAGGCAAGUAUGAGGGAGGGGGGACCAUGUUCACCUACCGCCGACCCAACGAAAUCAGGAGCACAGCUGGGGAGUCCUUUCUCGCUGAAGGGCCCACCAAUGAAAUCCUGGACGUUUAUAUGAUCUUCCAGCAGCCAAACCCUGGUGUUCACUAUGAGUACAUUCUCCCUACUGAGCAACCAGUUGGCCCUCAGCAACCAAACCACAGACCAGAAGGGAAUGGUGUGAAUGGACAGGGUGGAUACGACAAUCACAGAAACACUGACCAGGAAAACUUCAACCAAGCGGGUGGGGGGAGGGACCCUCCUCGUCUCCCUGACAACCAGGUUCCCAUCGCACAGCCACCCAGACGCGCGAGAGAUUACAACUGGAAAAUGGCUGGUGCUACAGAGUGCAGCGCCUCCUGUGGUAAAGGAUUCAGGUAUUCCAUCUUUCACUGUGUCUCCCGGCUAAACCAUGCCCAGGUAUCGGAUGCUUUGUGUGAUAGCAGCAGCAGACCGACUCCAGAGGAAGAGGCCUGCAACCUGCAGCCCUGCCCAGCCUUCUGGGAUAUUGGAGAGUGGUCAGAAUGCAGUAAGACAUGUGGCUUGGGCAUGCAGCACCGGCAGGUCCUGUGUCGCCAGAUUUACGCCAACCGCACCCUCAACGUCCACACGAGCCGUUGUCGAGACUUGGAGCGGCCUGAAAUCGCCAGUACCUGCCAGCUGAAGAUCUGCAGUGAGUGGCAGAUCCGCUCCGAAUGGACUGCUUGCUCGGUGCCAUGUGGGCUGGGUCAGAAGUCAAGAGAGGUACGCUGUGUCAGCAACGUGGGCGACUUUGUUCCUGAUGAGGAGUGCAACAUGAAUCUGCGGCCCAUCGAUGUAGAGAACUGUGACAUGGGAGCCUGUGCCAAGAGUUGGUUCUAUACAGAGUGGGGCAAUAGGUGCUCAGCUGAAUGUGGGAUGGGGGUACGAACCCGGGGAGUCCUCUGCCUGACUAACCACAUCGGCAGCCUUCCUCUGGAGGGCUGUGGCAGCGAACGGCCCGCGGACUCUCAAGUCUGCAACAACGGCCCCUGUGAGAAUCGGAUUGAGUGGUUCACAGGCCCCUGGAGCCAGUGCUCUGCAGAAUGUGGCCCAGGCAGCCAGCAGAGGGCAGUGGUGUGUCUGCUGAAGUCAGAGGAAGGAUUCACUGUCAUGCCGACGUAUGAGUGCUCCUCCCUGGAGCGGCCCCUCAGCCAGCAGAGCUGCAACCUCAAGGCCUGUGGAGCGAAGUGGUACCACACAGACUGGAGUGCUUGUUCAAAAACAUGUGAAGGAGGUUUCCGUGUGCGGGAGGUGCGCUGCCUGUCUGACGACAUGCUGUCCAGCGAUGGCUGCGACGAGCAGCUGAAACCAGCAGAGAGGGAGAACUGCAACCCAGACCCCUGCAUACCUCGCAUUGAUGAGAACUGCAGAGACAAGUACUUUAACUGCAACGUGGUGGUCCAGGCUCGCCUCUGCGUGUAUGAUUACUACAAGACGACCUGCUGUGCUUCAUGUUCACGAGUGACCCACAGACAGUCGAUUCAUCGGGGCCGCAGCUAGCACUCUCUACCACGGUCCCUCAGCUCCAUGUCGGACCAGACUCAAUACUCCGCCACAGGCACUCUGUUCUUGGGCCAGCCAAGGGAGUGAACUGGCUGGAUCUUGGCUUAAACGGACUCUUGUUUUGAUUCCCAAGGAUGGAAGCUGAAGAAGGAACAUUUCUGAUGGCUUAUUUGGAGACAGCUGUUGGGAGAAAAGGAAUACCUAAGAACAGUGGAGGACAGGAAUCCACUCACUCGAUAAACAGAGUGCUGGUGGGGUGAGAAAGAUCAGUAGCAAACUGAGGAAACUACAAAAAACCUUAUGGAUUUUAACCACAACGUUUAAUCUAAAGAAUUAAAUUUUUUUGUUUCAAUGGAAGCAGUUUGCAGCUGGCUGUUGUGGAUUACAUGACAUGAAGUGGAGAGCACCUGUAAACUAUUUAAGAUGGACUAUGUAUAGAAAGUACUGUUUAUGUUCUAAUAUGGUUCUUUACACUACAAUGCUCAGAUUCAUGGCAUGAUGUCAUAUGAAGUCGAUGCUGUCUCACGUGUAAUCAGCUAUUUAACAACCACUUGUUGACCAAAGAUAUGUAACCUCAUCAAACUGAAGGCAGUGACAAAUUGCCAUUUUCACAGAAAUACUGUGCGUCAAACCUUCCAUGAUGCUGAUGAUGUAACCUUUGCGCAGCAUGUAUUCACAAGAAAAAUGUGUGAAUUCGAUUUUAUUUGUGGCACGGAUGAGGUUUUUCUGAUUACCUAAGCAGUGGCAAACCACCUGGUUUUCGUGCCUGCGCAGCCGUUAGGUGUAAAUGCAGCAUUUGUAAUAUGUAUGUAUAUAUGUAUGUUUGUAUGACAGAGUGAAUGGUAAAAGGUAUUUUUUAAGGGGUUCUCAGACAAUCUUCCCAGCAACUGAAGAGAAAAAAAGCCCUCUUUAUUUAUUUGUGUGGCUCCCCAGGGAGGACACUGGUUUAUCGGCCACCAGUGGCCCCUUUUUGGCUGUGGGGAUAAAACCUUUGCUGUCUCUCCACCAAUCACAGCCUCUGGACUGAAUGUAGGCAUUCCACAGCCUGCUGGAUGGUGGAAGCAGAUGGUGAAAAACCCCAAAGUAUUUUUGAAGAGGUGAAACAAACUGCAUAUAUUUUUUUUUUUUCUGUGGGAGAUCAUUCCACCAUUGUACAAUCCCUGAUAAAUCCCUAAUUAUAAAUACAUUGAAUUAUCAAUAAAUCAUUAUUAGUAUUUGAUUGUAAAGAAAAAUCCCCACAGUAUUUUACAACUAUUAAUCUGGUAUGGUAUAUAUGAGGUUUACAUUAAUAGUAAGUCCUUGUUAAAUCAGCCUCUCUUUCAGUUUCAUACAGAACCUGCACACUGGGCCUCUCAAGUGUUGUUCAAACUGUUUUUGUAUUAUAUGUUAGCAGUUCCCUCCAUGCACCAUAAAUUUACCUCAGAUCCAUAAGUACUGUAUGCAUCAAUGUUCAAGUUUGGGAUGACUCAAGUGUGCAAUUGAUUCAAUAUCUAAAUGCAAGAAACAAACCAUCAACAUCUGAAUGUGUUGACAUGAUGACGUGAUACUGGAUUUUCCCCAAAACAAUCAAAAAGAAUUAAACUAAAAUACCAGAAUCCUUCCGUAUUCGAAUGACUGCAACUAAUAAAACAUCUGUACUUGUCUUCUUUUACAUUACAACUGUUCAACUGUUUAUUUUUCAUGGAGUGUUCUUGAGAAUUUUUGAAAUAAACUAAAUUACUAAUUAUUUGUACA
Molecule: messenger RNA, 3911 nt
Organism: Morone saxatilis (striped sea-bass)
Lineage: Eukaryota; Metazoa; Chordata; Actinopteri; Moronidae
Product: thrombospondin type-1 domain-containing protein 4-like
Exons: 12
Coding region: 162-2174 (670 amino acids)
Biological process (GO): extracellular matrix organization
Cellular component (GO): extracellular matrix
Molecular function (GO): metalloendopeptidase activity
Source: RefSeq, a predicted model, not a curated record